This is a messenger RNA of Blepharisma stoltei, 1645 nucleotides long. The record is from the annotation of a GenBank genome assembly. NCBI's taxonomy places the organism in Eukaryota, Ciliophora, Heterotrichea, Heterotrichida, Blepharismidae.
AUGGCAGAGAAACUUCCCCCACGCAUAUUAGUUGAGCCUAACCCAGAUCACUAUUUAAACCAAGAUCGUGAGACCAUUAGAGAGCUGAGAGAAAGAAUUGAACAAAUGUAACUACUACUCAGGAAAGAUGAAAAUUAUAAUUUACGAACAAAAAUAAAAGAGUUAGAGGAAGAAAAGUUCUCAAUAACUCAUCAUCUGCAAAAAGAACUUGAAGAUAAAACAGAAGAAACAAUUGCAUUGAGCUCAGAAAUUGCGAAGAUAGAAGAGAACUCUAAAAAAGAAAGAGAGUUUCUUUUGAAAGAACAUAAAGAGCAGCUUAACUGUGAUUUUUAUUAAGACAUCCAAAAAGCAAGAGCUGCAGAAGAAGAUAACUAUAAGUUCCAAAUACAAGAAUUGCAGUCAGAAUUAUUCCAUAGCUAUUUAAUUUAACAUUAAAAUUAGAUUGGCUGGCUAUAUUUUAGAUUAUUAUAAAUUAUUUUAUAUUUAUCAAAAGAUCAUAAAAAAUAUUAAAGAAUUUAAAGAAGCCAAACAAUUCAUAGAUGAAGAGCUCGAGACUUUGAGACGUGAAAAAGAUGACUUAUAUAGAAAGUUAACUUUACAGCAAAAUACAAUAGAACAGCAUUAUCGCAAAGAAGAAGAAAAAUUAAGAAGCAGACAUCAAGAAGAAAUCCGACAGCUAGAAAUUGACGCUCUUAAUAGAGCAAGAAACUUGCUUUCAAAAGAAGAGCAAGACGUUCACAAUGAAAAUAUGAGCUUAGCCGCUGAUAUGAAUAUGCAAAGAAAAGAAGUAGAAGAAAUUAAAAGAGAAAAGAAAAAGACUUUGGAAGAAAAUAAGCAGCUUAAGAGAGAAUUGGAAUUAGUCCAGAAUCAGAUGGAAGAAUGCGCAGCUAAGCAAAGUGAAAUGCAAAAAACUAUAAAAGCUUUGAAAGAAAAAAUAAAAGUGCUUGAAAAUACUUUAACACAAAUUACCAAUGAAACUGAAAAAGAAAAAGAAAUGAUGGUUUUUGAUUUCAAUCAACAAAUACAGGAGAGGGACUCUGAGCUGCUUAAUUUGAGGCAGCAGGUGAAGCUAAGAUCAAAAGAGCUUAAAAGCUUGAAAGCCCUUGCGCAGAUGAUUCUGGAUCAGAGGUCAGAUGUGGAACAAUUUUUCUUGCUUCCCUGUAGGUGAAAAACUAUUAGAAAAAUCCUUUUUUUUGACAAAAGCAAAGCUCUUGUGAGUGAACAAAAUGUUUUUAUGUAUAAUGGAUGAUUAAUAUAAUGAAAUCUCUAGCUAAUUCUGUUGAAUUUUAAACAGCUUGCAUUUAAAGCAUAAAUCGAGCAAAUUAAAUUAAUUUUUGCGAAUUGGGAUUUUAAAUUUUGAAGAGAAAAAAAUUAACUCAACCAGUGAGCGAACAAAACUGUUUUAUUUGUUCAUGGAGGGGGGGUGGAGCUAGAAUCACUUGAGCAGAUUAAAGAAGAAGUGCAGAAAAGAAUGACUGCUGAAGGGAAAUUAAGGAAAUUACCACAAAUUGGAAAUAAAACUAAAGCAUAUUCAGAAAAAGUAGAACUGAGUGAUUUAGACUGGGAAGAUAGAGAAAGGGUUUUAAGGCUAUUGUUUGCUAAAAUGAACGCUGGCGUGCCACCUCAAAAUUGGAGGGGAGAUUAG